AUGAAUCCCGCAAGAACAGCUCGUAAGGCGCUGCCCCGGCACGCCCCUUUACCCUCAGCGCGCCCGACGUCUGCCGCCCUCCACGCCGCCAAAUGGCAUUCGCGACCAUACAGCCAAGAAGCGAAGCAAGCAGCACCUACAAGCUCCCCGAACCCGAAGCAGCAGGGGGGGGAUAAAGGCGGCAUCAAGUUAAGCUUCCGUUCGGUACCUGCCAGCAGGAAGAACCCCACCGCCGAAAUCGCCGGCCAAGAACCUACUGUCGAGGACACGUUCAGGAAGCUCCUGCGACAGCCGAAGCCGAGCCCGGACUACCUAUACUCUCAGAAGGCACUCGACCGUAUCGGCAAGUGCCUCAUGUUCGGCUGCGACGCGGAACAGACGGCCGAGGCAGCGCGCCUCGUGCGCGUCAUCGCCGAGGAAUGGCCCCGUCUGCAGAUGAGCCGGUCCAACGCAGCCAUCGACCCGGAGGCAGUAUACCUCGACCGUAUAGACUUGCAAAAGAAGAAUUCAGACUGGGAACCAGAGUCGUCGACGUUUGGCGCAAUCCCUCGAUUAUUCCCCCUACCGCAGAUGGCAGAGAAAGCAGCGCUGCGAUUCCUAGACUACAUCGUCGCGACAGCGACCCCCAACGCCCAGGCGCAAUGGCAACAGCUCCAGAAGCAGCAGCGCAAAGCUUGGCGUCUAGAAAGCCACAACAUACGCCCUCCGCUCCCGCCGUUAGUUCUUCGCAGCGUCACCUACCCGACGCUGAUGCCCCAGAGAUGGGUGAGAUCCUCACAGAACGUCGCCGCAUACACCCGCGUCGAGAGCCUAGACGAGUUCAGCGACCGCGUGAGGUUCAUACUGCGCGUGGCAAUCUGGUCACGUAAAACCAACUCGUUGAUCGCGGAAGCCCAGCUCAAGAUGGUCUUCAGACCGGCUGGUGGGGCCGAUUCUACGCAGUGGUUCCGAAAGGAAUUGGUACGAAUGCUCAACUUCCAAUCUCCCGAGACGCUCCGCCGCUACCGCGAACUCAUGUCCGGCAUUGCGAACCUGGAAGCCAAGACUUGGAAUAGCAAAGAUGCCGUAGAAGACUUUGGCAGUGCCUCGCCGGCCAAAGCAACGUAA
This is a messenger RNA of Colletotrichum truncatum, 1107 nucleotides long. RefSeq lists its product as uncharacterized. The record is from RefSeq and is a predicted model, not a curated record. Lineage: Eukaryota; Fungi; Ascomycota; Sordariomycetes; Glomerellales; Glomerellaceae.